AUGGGGUCUGAAAACCCUAACCCCCACCCGAUCCGACAUAUCGCCGUCUUCGCCUUUCCAUUCGGCUCUCACGCCGGACCUCUCCUCAGCCUCGUUCGCAGCCUCUCCGUCGCCGUCGCUGUCGCCGGCGAAGUGAAGUUCUCGUUCUUGAGCACGUCGCGGUCGAACAAAACCCUGUUUUCGAGCGACGAAGGAUUCGACAAUGUGAGGCCGUACGACGUCGACGACGGCUGGCCCGAAGGCCACGCGCUGUCGGGGAACCCGGUUGAGCCGGUGGAAAUGUUCCUGAGGGCGGCGCCGGGGAACUUCAGAAAGAUUCUUGGAAAGGCGGAGCAAGAGAGGGGGAUAAAGAUCUGGUGUUUGGUCUCCGACGCAUUCUUCUGGUUCGCCGGAGAAAUCGCAGGCGAGAGAGGAGUGCCAUGGCUGCCACUGUGGACGGCAGGGCCCAGAUCACUCCUGCUUCAUCUGGAGACCGAUGAGAUCCGACGGCAUUUGGGAGAAGAUCAAGGAGGAUUAUGCAAUGACAAAACCCUAGAUUUCCUUCCCGGAUUUAAAGCCAUUCGCAUAUCAGACCUAGAAGGAGUACUAAUCACAUCGCAAGACUCGGAAUCAUCACUCGUCGUUGACAUGCUUCACAAAAUGGGACUGAAUCUUCCCAAAGCAACCGCUGUCCUCGUAAACUCCUUCCACAAAAUCGACCCCGAAAUCUCGAAUCACCUCAAAACCAAACUCAAAAAGUUGCUCAACAUCGGACCCUUUACCCUAACCAUGAAAUUAUCUCCACAGCCAAAGCCAUUCCUAGACGAAAACGGCUGCUUAGACUGGUUAUCGGAACAUGAAACCGCGUCAGUCGUUUACGUAAGCUUCGGAAGCGUGGUUACUCCGCCACCUCACGAGAUUGCAGCCCUGGCCGAGGCGCUUGAGGAAGCCGGGAUUCCUUUCCUGUGGUCGUUCAGAGGGAAACUGGAAGGAUUUCGUGAAGAAAAACUAUGCAAUAUUUCUUCUCUGAAAGGGAAGUUGGUUCCGUGGGCGCCCCAAGUGGAAGUACUAAAACAUUCCUCCGUCGGAGCUUUCGUGACGCACUGUGGUUGGAACUCGGUGUUGGAGAGCGUUGUUGGUGGCGUGCCGCUGAUUUGCCGGCCGUUUUUCGCGGAUCAGAGACUGAAUAUGAGAACGGUGGAAGCUGUGUGGGGGGUAGGAGUUGAGGUUGACGGAGGGGUGAUGACGAAAGAGGGAAUUGUGGAGGCUUUGAGAAGGGUCUUCUUGGAUAAUGAAGGGAAGGAAAUGAGGGAGAGAAUUGCGGUACUAAAGAAGCUUGCUCAUGAAGCUGUUGAUGCUGGUGGUAGUUAUAGUGAGGACUUCAAUGAUUUGGUGAAGAUUGUCACCCAGAGUGUUGGUUCAAACCACUCUUACUCUCUCACCCUGAUGUGGCUGGAAUUUCUCCCCUCAAUAGGCCGUGGGCAAGUUUGCGUUUUGUGGGGACCGGAGUUGGCUGAGCCGCCUCUUGGCGGUGAAUCUUUGUAUGCUACUGCCGGGAAGGUCGCAAACGUCAUCGCGGUCCAGUUCGUACCAUUAGAGGUGUGGGAAGUCUCUGAUUUGGAGCCAUGUUGCAAGAGGGAGGCGAGGGAGCCUUUUCCCAAAGCCGUUCUUAUCCGUCUUCGCAUAUUUCCGGCAUUGAGGGGCUCGAUCUUGUUGGGUUGA
Messenger RNA from Morus notabilis, 1701 nucleotides. Its product is annotated as flavonoid 3-O-glucosyltransferase. The transcript has 5 exons. NCBI's taxonomy places the organism in Eukaryota, Viridiplantae, Streptophyta, Magnoliopsida, Rosales, Moraceae. Gene Ontology annotation, molecular function: UDP-glycosyltransferase activity. The record is from RefSeq and is a predicted model, not a curated record. The coding region runs from base 1 to 1701 and encodes 566 amino acids.